CAGAAACAUCAUCAUUUCUAACACGGCGCUUGAGGUUAAUAUCAGCAAACCGUUUUUCCUUUUGGCUUUUAACUCUCACUGAGGGAAACAUGGCAGCGUGGGAAAAUGACACGGAUAUCAUUUGUCUGUCUGAGACUCGAAAGGAAAACGUCUGCUUUCGUCGGGGGGAAAAGCUUUUCUUGCUGGAUUAACAAAGUGAAGGACAAUUGUAUGAAUUAAUACAUAUUUUCAUAUAAUUGUUCAUGGAUUUUUUUAUUUUUUUUGCCGUGAUUUAGCACAGAAAACAGAAAAAGCUGCAGAUUCGGUAUUGUCUAUAAAUACUAGUCUAUUUAAAUUGGUCAAAUGUUCCAUCAACGGCACGUGGCAUUGAAUGAACUCUUUUUAAAAGAAAAGAAAAAGCUUUUUAUGUGUUUUAUUGCUUGUUUGUUUGUUUGUUCGUUUUCGUUUUGUUUUUUAAUUCUGAAGCCAUUUGGAAAAUUUCUGAUUUAAGUGGAAAGUUGUGGUAGAAACUGAAGAAAAUAUUCACAAUUAUGUGCAACGGAUCUCCAAAAGGGUCAUACAUUUCGGAAAUCUAGCUACCAGAUUAGACAGAGUGGACAAGUUAAUCUCUACUAAUGACAGACAAGCUGCAUCACAUCACAUCACAUCAACAUUAACAUUAACAUCACUGACUAUAACUAGCGGCACUAUGGUGAACUGAUCUGUUAUCACAUCAUCAACGCAUUUAGACGUGACAUUUGUGUAUGUUUGAGUUUUGCAUUCCGAGAGAUGCUGCUGUGUGACCGAGGAGUACAGAUGCUCAUCACUACAGUGGGCGCGUUUGCUGCCUUCAGCCUCAUGACCAUCGCAGUGGGCACAGACUACUGGCUUUACUCCAGAGGAGUGUGUAAAACCAAAGUCAACCAUGAAAACGAAACUAGCAGGAAAAAUGAGGAAGUGAUGACCCACUCAGGAUUGUGGAGAACCUGCUGCCUGGAAGGGACAUUUCGUGGGGUGUGUAAGAAGAUUGAUCACUUUCCCGAGGAUGCUGAUUAUAAACAGGACACAGCUGAGUAUUUACUGCGUGCACUCCGAGCCUCCAGUGUGUUUCCAAUCAUGAGUGUGGGUUUGUUGUUUAUGGGUGGAUUGUGUGUAGCAGCGAGCGAGUUUUACAGGAGUAAACACAAUGUCAUCCUCAGUGCUGGAAUCUUCUUUGUCUCUGCUGGUCUUAGUAACAUUAUUGGAAUAAUUGUCUACAUCUCAGCUAACUCAGGUGACCCGGGUCAGAGUGACUCAAAGAAGAGUUACUCGUACGGUUGGUCCUUUUAUUUUGGUGCUCUUUCCUUCAUCAUGGCUGAGACAGUGGGUGUGCUCGCAGUGCAUAUGUUUAUUGAAAAACAUCGCAAGCAGCAGCGUGCCAAAACACUCAUCAAAAAGUCCAGUCUAGGUUUUGGCCGCAUCCCUACUUACCGUUACCGUUUUGGGCGCCGCUCCAGCGAAACACCAUCACGUGAUGUCCCCAUGUUCACGCUGUCACGCGACUCUGACAAAACUGCCACAGGGAAGCUACUUGACUCUGACAGAGACUUCCUGCACAACUCAAAUGCUAAAGAUGCAGCCAAUCGGAGAACAACACCAGUGUGACUUGGAUGGAUGGAGAAAAUACAAAGGACCCAGGAAGUAGCGUUAAGACACACACAACUCCGCAGAAGGAUAGAAAACAAUCAGGAGGAGCAAAGUAUACAGGAAGUGACAUCAAAACGACUUUACAAGCCUUCUCUCCUAGUAUUAAACCUUUUACCUAGAAUAAUAUAAAACCCAAGCUAGUGAUUGUUAGGUCUUUUCAUUUUGUUGACUGUUGAAGGGGAGAAUACACACUGAAAGAGACAGAAAGUGACAACUUGGCCAUAGUUCGAAUUUAAACACAAUGGAUAAUAUAAUUAUAUUUCAGAUUACGUUGCUAUCAAAACUAGGUAGUGAUUUUUAGUGCUUCCUUUUGUUUUCAGUCAAACUCAUUAAUUCAUCCUUGGAACAAGUUCACAGUCUUCUCUAGAGUUUUAUGGGUAAAUCUCGGCAUCCAAACAAACACAAAUUGACAAAGACAACCCGGGUGCCCACAGAGACCUCACAUAAACCUCUCUCUCUCGCGUGCUCUCACUCUCUUUCUCAUCUAAUACAAACAGGGUUUUUUUUUUAAAAAAAAAGAGAAUCUUGUUAUUGAAUGUCAUGUACAGUCCAUUUCAUGCACUGGUGUUAUGUUUCUCCAUUACUUUGAGUAUUAUUCCAAAUUAUAAUAACAACUGUAUAUGUAUUUAUUUAUUCUAUUGUAUUUGAGAACAGAUUAGCCCGUGUCUGCUGAGUGUAGGAUUUAAUAUUUAAUUUGUAGAGUGUAAAUGAAGUAGAAUAUAUUAGACACGUUCUCUCGGUCUCCAUGAAUCUAAAGUUUAGGAAGUUUAAAAAUAAACAAAAAUUUAAUACAAAAAGAAAAAGUUCAACUCUAUGCUAGAGUCAUGCAGUAUUAUAUACGUACACCUAUAUAAAUGUGAUGUAAAUACAUGAAUAGAAUUAUAAUACAGUAUUUUAGUGGUUAUAUUAACAUCACACCUCAAGGGCUUUUUGAUUUAAAAAAAAAUUAAUUAAAAAUGACUUAUGUUUACAAGGGCUUCAAGAAGUUAAAUUCAGCAUAUAGAAAUGCCUGAGGAAAUAACUGAAUCACAUUUAAAUAGCAAAUAUGGCACAUUUACAUAUUCGUGUAAUAAAAUGGCCAGAUGAAAUACUGCUGAAAACAUAGUAAUGCAAUUUACUGCCUUUUACUUUAAUCUUUUGGUGGAUAAAAGGUAAAUACAAACUUAAAUAUAAGCCAUGCAGAUAUACAGUAUAUUUAAUUAUGUAUAAAAAAAAAAAUACAUUGUUUGGCCAUUUUCUGUCUUGUCACAUCUGAAUCUUUCAUGCUUUAUAUGUCUUAAGGUUGUGGGUCUCAAAUGAGAAGUAGUGUUAUACUACACUAUUAGCCAUUCUAAGCAAACCUGUGUAUGAGGGAAUGCUUUUUUUUUACCAACAAUGCAUAGAAAACACAUCUAAAACUACAUUCAUCAAGCCUACAUUUUUUGUGUAAUUAAAGUAGGAUCUAAAUCUUAUGAGUGAGGGAUUGAAUUCAUUUUGAACCACACAAAGCCAAAGGAUGCAAAAACAUGCAAGGAUUAUAAUCAUUCAGAUUUGUCCACUUCACAGCAUCUCAGAUAAUUUACAUAGAAUUGAAAACAGUCGCUUGUCACUGAAAUCUCUGAAAACCUCAUGCGGUGCUCACAUUUCGCCUGUCGCUUUGUCACUUUCUAGUGUGAAUGCAGGGUAAUGAAUAUUAUUAUGUGGCAAGUUGUUUCGGAAAUAUUUUAACAUUCAGAUGAGUGAAAUGAAAAGUUUGCUAUGAUAUCUGUAAUGUAGAGCUGAAGGCCAUAUACUGUAUGUUAAACAAACCUAUAGGUGCCCUGAAGCGCUAUCUCAGAUGCUAAUCUUUAAUUAGCUAGCUACUACAGUAUAAAAACAUUAAAAGUGUUCACUUUUUGUGUAGUAGUGUAUGUGUACACCAUCUAAAUUCAUACAUACAUUUUGCUUUAUCCACAGUUUUAUCCCUUACUGGGGAUUUCUCCCUUCGGUACUGUUAAGUAAUCUGAUAAUCAAAAUCUUUGGGUAUACAACAAUUAUAUAACAAACAAAUAUACAACAAAUAUACAACAAUUUCUAAAGCUUGCCAUGACUAUUUGGGUUAUUGUUGUGCACUGUUAUACACUGAUAAUAUGAUUUUAUUUGUGUUCUUAAAGUCGUGCUGUUCUAUAUGUAACCUAAUGAGUGUGUAAGAAGUGUUUAAACUUUCUGUAGUGUGCACUUCUUAGCAAAAAAAAAUGUUAUUUUGACCUGAACAAAGCAGGUUAAAACAUCUCUUUCUUCCUCAUGUCUAAACCAAUAACAGGACUGUUAUCACUCAUGUAAGCCUCACCUUCAUUCCCCUGGUUCAACCAUUCAGGAGUUUGUGCAAUGCAUGUGACCCUUUCAAUGAAAUUUCAGUUUCAGUUUCAACAUUCUGUAGAAAAAGCACACUUUUUGAAUACUGUAGUUGAAAUAAAAUUAUUAUAG
Molecule: messenger RNA, 4110 nt
Organism: Tachysurus vachellii
Lineage: Eukaryota; Metazoa; Chordata; Actinopteri; Siluriformes; Bagridae
Gene: cacng3b
Product: calcium channel, voltage-dependent, gamma subunit 3b
Exons: 4
Coding region: 769-1623 (284 amino acids)
Biological process (GO): regulation of AMPA receptor activity; calcium ion transport; transmission of nerve impulse
Cellular component (GO): postsynaptic density membrane; AMPA glutamate receptor complex
Molecular function (GO): voltage-gated calcium channel activity; channel regulator activity
Source: RefSeq, a predicted model, not a curated record